UUUUCUUCACAGCGCAUUGAGCUUCAGUUUUAGUCAUUUCAAAACAGCCGAGCCAGACACUUCAAGCCUGGGAAAAUGAAAUUUCUUUCUGAAUUGCUUCUAAUAUGUAUCCUGAUUUCCCUAGUCUUUGGACAAAAGGAUCCCAUAUGCAGCUCUGAACCCGUUGUCAGUGGUAAUUGCACCCAGGCCAUUAAAGGAUAUACCUAUGCGACCGGUAGACAUAGAAGAUGCAAGCAACUCCGGCUUGCGGCCUGUACGAUUACUGGAAAUUAUUUCCGUAGAAGAAAUGAGUGUGUCGCCAAGUGCCAGUCUAGGAUUCUCGUAGAAAGUGAAUUUUUUAAUUUUUGGAACCAAGCGAUGGCACAGCUUCUAAGUGCGUUUACAAUCUUAAUUGAUUUCGCCAGACCUUGGCUCAGAUGGAAUAAUUAAUAUUGAUCGUAUUUGAUCGUGCUGUAUUUAUUAUCUUUGAAUUUGAUAAAAAGUGAAUAAAAAGUAUAAUAUUUAAAACUCCAAAAAUGUAAAUAUUGAAUUACAUAAUUAAUAGAUUAUAUUAAGA
Molecule: messenger RNA, 556 nt
Organism: Drosophila biarmipes
Lineage: Eukaryota; Metazoa; Arthropoda; Insecta; Diptera; Drosophilidae
Exons: 2
Coding region: 76-429 (117 amino acids)
Molecular function (GO): serine-type endopeptidase inhibitor activity
Source: RefSeq, a predicted model, not a curated record